UUCGACGGGUGUCGUCCAAUCCGUAACCGCACAAUGCAGCGCGAAAGCAUCGACGAUGGGAUGGAUACGGCCGACAAUGGCGAAGACAUUCCGUCCGCAAGCAGCACAAAUUUAGCAUCCAUCAGUACAGAAUCUCAGCACAAUAGUGAACCAACAAAUGUGGGAAUAAAUCAGCAGCAGGCCAACACUGUUCAGCAUGAAUCUAUCGGUGCCGCUAGUGUUGGAACUGUGGGCCAAUCAUCCGACAGUGUACGCAGCACACCGAAGCUUAGCAACGAUCGGACCUCAAAGAAUGGAUCUCAAAUGCAACUGUCGCAAUUGGCACCGGUUGCCAGCGGUGCUGGAGCAUCGGGACUCGGCACUGGAGCGAACAACAGUACAAUAGUGGACGAAGGCGAUACUAUAACCGUGAUCGAGCGUCCGGUUAAUAUCGAAACCUCGGAACCAUCGAAAUCACCACUAAGCGCCUCCAACAUCACCUCAGUGCGGCUUAGUUUGUUGCCUUGGAAUAGCCACAAUCGUUCGGCGAUUCUGUCCGGCAACAGUGGCGGUGGAAUGGCGGCCACCAUCGAUAUGAUGGCCGCAUCGGAUGGUACGCUACGGCCUGGAGAAAUCGUAAUGCGUACGCUGUUCACAGACUUUACCGUGCAGGCGGAGAAGAAAAUCGAAAGCGUACUGUUGGAUGGGUCGGACAAAAACUUGCCAAAGUUGCUGCAGCGCGGUGAGGACUACCAGUUCGACCAGCUGCUCCAGGCACUCGGUUCCGUCGCUGAACACUGUCUGCCAUCGUUACUGAAGGCGCUGCUUGCCUGGCACAAGCAUCAGAUUUGUGACAAGAACAUAAAGCGAGACUUACAAACAGGACCAACCACCACCGCACACCACGCGGUGAACAAAUCGGGGCUGGAUUUAGAGUAUCAACUGUUGCGCCGAGAAGCGGCAGUAGAGUUCAUCUUCUGCCUUGCACUGAUCGAGAUCCUGCGUCAGUUUCCGUUCCACCCCGGGCAUGAUGAUAUAACGAAGCAGAUUGAAAACCUUGCCUUUCGCCAGUUCAAGUACAAAGAGGGUGCACAAACUGCGCCGAACGCAAACGACUGCUAUCGCAUUGCCGAUCUAUACGCAGAGGUGGUCGGUGUGCUGGCCCAGAGUCGAUUUUCCUCCGUGCGGAAGCGGUUCAUGACGGAGCUGAAGGAACUGCGCAGCAAGGAACCGAGCCCAUUCACUACGCACAGUAUUAUCAGCUUGCUGAUGGGCAUGAAGUUCUUCCGCGUGAAGAUGGCCCCGAUCGAGGAGUUUGAGGCAUCGUUUCAGUUCAUGCACGAAUGCGCACAGUACUUCCUGGAGGUAAAGGAUAAGGAUAUUAAGCACGCGAUGGCUGGCUUGUUUGUGGAAAUUCUAGUCCCGGUAGCGGCUACGGUGAAAAAUGAGGUGAAUGUACCGUGCGUGAAAAACUUCAUCGAUUUGCUGUACUCGCAAACGUUGGACGCAUGCACCAAGUCCAAGCACAAGCUGGCCCUGUUCCCCCUGGUGACGUGCCUGCUGUGCGUUUCGCAGAAAUCCUUCUUUCUCAGCAACUGGCACUGCUUUCUGGCGAUGUGUCUCAGCAAUCUGAAGAACAAGGAUCCGAAAAUGAGCCGCGUUGCGUUGGAAUCGUUGUACCGCUUGCUCUGGGUGUACAUCAUCCGGAUAAAGUGUGAAUCCAAUUCCGCCACCCAUUCGCGGCUGCAAAGCAUCGUGAACUCGUUGUUUCCACGCGGCUCCAAAGCGGUUGUCCCGCGCGACACACCGCUCAACAUAUUUGUAAAAAUCAUCCAAUUUAUCGCCCAGGAACGGCUCGACUUUGCGAUGCGCGAGAUCGUGUUCGAGCUGCUGUGUGUGGGCCGUCCGAUCAAGAUCAUCAUGACGCCGGAGCGUAUGAGCAUUGGGCUGCGCGCGUUCAUGGUGGUGGCGGACUCGCUGCAGCAGAAGGACGGCGAACCGCCCAUGCCACGUACGGUGGGCGUUCUUCCAUCCGGCAAUACGCUGCGCGUGAAGAAAACGUAUCUGAACAAAAUGCUCACCGAAGAUACGGCCCGCAGCAUCGGGAUGUCGAACUAUUUCCCGCACGUUCGGCGUGUAUUCGUGGACAUCUUGCGUGCGCUCGACAUUCACUGCGGUCGCCCACUGAUGAUGACGGUGAUACAGAAUCAAAACAAGGAGCUGGACGAAAUGCUCACCGGCGAACGGAAGCCACGCAUCGAUUUGUUCCGUACGUGUAUUGCCGCGGUUCCACGGCUCACCCCGGAUAAUAUGACCGGGCACGAGCUGGUGGACAUGCUGUCCCGCUUGACGAUCCACAUGGACGAGGAGUUACGUGGCUUGGCACAUCAAUCGUUACAGACGUUGGUUUGUGAUUUUCCCGAAUGGCGUCAGGAUGUGAUACAAGGCUUUAGUCAGUUUUUGGCACGAGAUGUAGUGGACACAUUUCCACAGCUGCUCGACAAUGGGUUGCGCAUGUUGUACGCAUUUCUGACGGUGUGGCGUAAUUUGCUUGGCACGGGAAGCAACAGCAACAGUAACAACAAUACGCUCAACACGAAGGUCGGCCCGAUUGGCACCGGUGGUGUUCCUGCACCGGGGCAACCCGGUGGUGGCGGUUUGGUGGCUGGACGUCCCACUAAUCAGCAAGAUUUGGGAAUGUUAAAAUCAAACCUUGCUCUGCCACAAACGGCUGCCAAUGCCUCGUUGAAUGCGGCUACAAUAAAUUCCAAUUCCAGUGGUAGCUCGGGCAUUUCUUCCAUCACACAAACAACCACCAUUACGGCGGGUGCGAUCGGUGGUGUGGGUACGAGCAGCAGCAGUGGCAUUGGUGGUGGUGCUGGUGGAGGCACUGCGGACUCGACGGCAGGCAGUAGCCACGCUACCGGUGGGAAGAAAGGACACGAGCUACCGCUAGCGACGACAAUGCACAUGGUGGAAGGUUUAGCAUUGGUUAUGCUUUGUAAUUGUCGAUCACAGCCACGCAAGUUUGCGGUCAGCAUAUUGAAGGAGGUGAAAGUAUUGAAAAAAUUACUAGGCAUUCCCGAAACGGAACCACCCUUGAUUGAUGUGAUCGAUAAAUGCUGUCCGCAGGUGCUUGAGAAAUGUCUACAUAUGCUACCUCAGACUGACCGUACGGCAAUGCUUAACGCUAACCUGAUCGAUCUGCAAUGGAUUGUGGAUCGUAACAGUGGCGUAUGGACAACGGGGCACAUCGAGGAAUCAACUAAAGCGUCCACCUUAACCCUUUGUCUGUCGCAAUCAGCGCUUGGCCAAGCGUACGAUCCCUGGAGUGUGUGUUUGUUCGGGUUCAUGGAGCGGACACGCGUUUUACAGCAUUGUCCAUCAGUAGUGGCGCAAGCCUGGCCCAUUUGCUACCAACGUGUAACGAGCCUGUUCAACGUGAUAGAUCCAACCCCGGUUAGUGAUAAUCGUGCAUCGUUACUACGCAGUUCUGCACCGACGAAGAAACCACCCUCCGAGGCGCAGCGUGACUCGUUGGCACAUCUGUGGAAAAAUCAGGUAGCACUCGCAAUGCGUCUUAUACCGCAAAUGCCAAGCGUUGCUGUGCGAUGUGCCUCGCCUGAUCUUAGCCUGAGUCUGCAUGAUCAGUCGGAUUCCCGCUCGUUGUCCGACUCGUUGGACAAUAUACCGUCAUCCGUGUUUGGACCAGAAGGAAUCGUGACACGCUUCACCCUACCUCUAUCCUAUGGUCGCAAAGAUGCCAGACAUAAGAGACAAGGCUCGUCGCCGGAUUCGCUGUCGGCGGAUCGUAGCGACAAGUCCAGCGGGACGACCGCUUCACCGGUGGCACUUUACAAGCUGGUAAUACCGUUGUUACGUUGCGAAGUCGUCGAUAUACGAGAUGCGGCCGUUAAUGCACUGGGAAUGAUAAACCAUGACGCGCUCAAGGACCUGAUGGAAGAGCUAGUAGUGUACAUCCGUGAAGCCAUCGAUCGGAAGCAGGAGAAUAUGAGACGCCGCCGACGGCGUGAUGCACUGCGGUUGCAACUGGUGCGUGUGCUGGAGAAGAUUGCGGAGAACGGCACGUUCGGCAUCAGUCAAUUUGUGCUGGAGCGCGAAACGAUGUCGCUGCAUCCGACCUUCGUCGAGUACAUCGACGGUGCCCGCCUGUACCUGGAAUCGGAAACGGACGGCAAGGACAGCAGCAGCAUGCGCGAGGUAAAGACACACUUCUGUGACUUUAUACGCAAGAUGAUAAAAAACUUUUCGCUCGAAUCGUGCGGCACACUGUUGUCGCGUGAGCUGAAACGGAACCUGGUCAAUCUGUUUGUCGGUUGGAGUGGUAGUGCAUAUGCGCUACCCUUUGCACAUGGCCAUCAUGGUUCCACGCACCACCACCAUGGGAACCACCAUGGGGUGGGUAGCAGUGGUAGCGGUGGUGUUAGCAUUACCGGAAUCGGCAGUGGUGUUAGCGGCAUCGGUGGUGGAACGAUUGGUGCGAGUGUAUGGGGCAGCUCGUCUACCACGACCGGUAUCGGUUCUGCGGCCAACGCGUCCGUUGGAACCAUUGCAGCGGAAGAGGAAAGGUUACAAUUCAGCGCAUUACAGGCCAUGUCAGCAGUUCUAUGUUGUGGUCCAUGUUUUGAUUCCGGUCACUUGGCGGAAGAUGGUGCAAUUUACAGCUGGUUGGACAUGUUAAUGACUUCCAAAGAUGAUAAGAUUUAUGAAUUGGCCAAGGAGACGGUCGUACUGCUGCUUGAAUCAAACCCCGAUAUAGGGCAGCUUCUUGAGUGGGUCAUUGAUCGCUGUUAUACGGCUUCUCCACGUGAAGCAGAUGCUUGUUUUCUAGCAUUGGCUGUGAUAUUCAGCGCAAGAGAAUAUCCAUGCGACCAUUAUACAUCUGUGAUUAACGUAACGCUGCUGAUGACUGGCUGUCCCAGAGUUGAGGUACACUCGACCGCCCUUCAGUUGCUGCAGAUUUUGGACAAACGGUUCUUUGGUAACGUUGGACCGUUACAUACCGAGAGCGAUCGGGAACCGGAUAAAAUAGGCACGUUGGAUGCCGUACUGAGUGGGGCGUACUGUCGAUCCCAGAUGUAUCUGUCUCGGCAGAUAGCGCGCCUUCGUCCGGAACUGACAAUGUCAAUGUUUUCUGAGAUUACGUAUCGAUUUCAGACGGCACGAGCCGAAGCACGUGCACUAUUGCUACAGUGCUUGCUACCAUGGUUGGAAAAUGUAGAACUUGUAGCCUCGAGCGUUCCGCCAGCGACUCCACUCUCCUACAUUAUGUAUUAUCCGGAUGCUGGUACAAGGGGACGCCGUGAAGGAUCUGGCUCGACCGAGGCAACGGAAAUGAUACUGAAUAAUCUCUUUUACAUUACAGCUAAGUUUGCCGAUUCACACCCGUACAUCGAAGAGCUUUGGGGCACCUUGUGCCAGUUUUGGCCCAACAACCUUAAAGUCAUACUACGCUACUUGCUCAUCAUAUCCGGCAUGGCACCGAACGAGCUGCUAGCCAAUGCAAAACGGGUUGCAUUAUAUUUGGCCCGUUCAUGCACCAACAGGCUGCUGGACGAGCUGAUGAGCGAACUGCAAACGGUGGAAACGCUAAACUGUUUAAUUGAGCGCACGGAAACACCACCAUUUUACCGCCUAACGAGCAUGAGAAAAGCCUCCAGCCACUCAGAUGGUCCCGCUUCCGGCAACAAUGAUCCGAAGGUGCAGGAUGUUGACGUAGAAAAAGGAACUAUCCAUACGAAGCGCCACAGCGGAGAGGACCCAAUAAAAUCCGGCACGUGCAAAUCGGACAGUGCGCUACGCACGUUCGCAAACGCGUACCGGCCGCCCCGUGGCAGCGACAAGAUACGGACCGCAUCCGGACCGUGCGUGUUGCCGCGCCACGAGGACGUAAUGAUGAUGAUGAACGAACCGGAAAUGAACCAGGAGGAUAAUUUCGUGCAAAUACGCACCGAACAGCCGACCGCACCCCAUCCACUGCCGAUGCCGGAGUACGGUGGAUACUUUGCGCCGCUGACCGAGUUUUUGCCGGAUACGAACAUACCCAUCAGCGGGUUCCAUCGGUGCAAUGUGGCUGUCAUGUUGCUGACCGACAUCGUGGUGGAUGGCAUACCCGGGCUCGACUGGACGCUGCACGUUCCGCUCAUGCUGCACAUUUUAUUUCUCGGGCUGGAUCACACCCGUCGCAUUGUGCGGGACCAUUGCAAGAAGCUGCUGUUGAACUUGCUGAUUGUGCUGGCCGAGCAUAACGAUCAUUUAACGGUAGCGAAGAUACUGCUAAACAGUGAUACAUCCAAGCUGCGGUUAGGUAUUGUUGUACCGUCCCUGCCGGUGAUUGAUCACAAUUUUACCGAGCCGGAUCAGGAGUUCGAUAGCUACCUGUUUGGGUUAAACACCGGCACCGCGCAGCAGUCGAUACUUUCGCCCGCGUCGAACCAACCGAACGAGGAAACGCCGACCGUGCCGAUGAUCGUAACUGAGGAGAAUGCACCACCGCAACCGGGACCGACCAUGCCGACGGCACACGUCAUCAAGAGUUUGAUCAAGUUCCUCUCGAACGCGAGCAGCCAACAGCAGCCGCUGUGGAACUACGAGGACAUAACGGCGAAAGUUUGGAGCAUAAAGUCGGCGGAUCAGUUGCAGUGCUUCCUGCGACAUAUCGUGAAGGCGUUCACGGACAGCUAUCCCCACGCACGGAUCCCGGAGCGCUGGGCACAGACAGCGCUGCAGCUUGGGCUUAGCUGCUCGUCGCGCCACUACGCCGGGCGCAGUCUGCAAGUGUUCCGCUCGCUUAAUGUACCAAUCAACUCGCGCAUGCUGUCUGACAUUCUGUCGCGGCUGAUCGAAACCGUCGCCGAGCAGGGUGAAGACAUGCAGGGCUACGUAACGGAGCUGCUGCUCACGCUGGAGGCGGCCGUCGACAGUCUCGAUUCCGACUUCCGGCCGCUGGAUGUGAUGAAGGACAUCUUCAAAAGUACGCCGAACUUGAACAACAAGGAAGGUGUGGUAUCGGGCAUGUACAGCGGCAGCAAGCGUUCCGGGGAUGGGGGCAUUGUUGGUGGAUCGCCCGGGCAAAGUUUGCACAAUGCGACCAGCGGUGGGCACACGCGCAGCACCAGCUACUCCAUCUCGUACUGCUCACGCAAGGCGGCCAACUCGCCGAUCGACAAGCAGAUCGAGCUGCGCAAUCGGAACGCGGCGCUAGAAAUUGAACGCAAUGCGGCCAAGUUCGGUGCUGGUCAAACGUCACUGUCGCGAUCGCGCAGUGCCCAGAGUCUUAAGCUACUCGGCGAUACGGCUACGCAGGACGAUAAAAUGACGAUACUGGCGCAGCUGUUUUGGUUAGCCGUGUCACUGCUGGAAAGUGACUAUGAGCACGAAUUUCUGCUCGCACUAAGAUUGCUUACGCGCGUACUACACCGUCUACCGUUGGAUAGACCGGACGCGCGGGAUAAGGUAGAAAAGUUGCAGCAACAGCUCAAGUGGUCUACGUACCCGGGAGUGCACGCGCUGCUGCUGAAAGGUUGCACGCAUUCCGGGACGUAUGAAGCAUCGAUUGCGCUGCUGUCGCAGUUGACGCCCCUACUAAAUCUGCCCGUGUGUGAUCCAACGCAAAGCUGUGCGUUUCCCAUGAAUGUGAUCGCUCUCCUGCCAUACAUGCUGCUACACUACGAGGAUGCCAACGAGAUUUGCAUCCGGAGCGCCGAGAACAUCGCCCAGGUUGCGUCCGAAAUGGGGCUCAAGCUGGAGAAUCUCGGCACGGUCAUGACGCUGUACAGCAGGAAGACUUUCAGCAAGGAAUCAUUCCAGUGGACCAAGUGUGUGGUAAAGUAUCUGUACGACACGUACGCCCACAUGGGUCUGCACAUGCUGGCGUUCCUAACGGAGGUGCUGGAGAAGGGUUGGGUGCAGGUGCAACUGCAGGUGCUGAGUGUGAUUCACUGCAUGCUGCACUACGUGGAUCUGUCCGCCAUCCCAAUACAACCGAUCGCAGGCGAUAUGCUGAGGAUAAUAUCGAAGUAUUUGGAUAGCCCCAAUUGGAAGGAAGCGUUAAAGAUUCUAAAGUUCGUGGUGACACGCAGCUCCAGUCUGCAAGUGGUGCCACAAUCGUCCGAGGGUGGUUCGUCCUUUGCUAACCUGCAUGGAAGCUUCAGCGAUUCGGAGGUAUUCUGCAAGAAGGAACUAGCCGGACGAACGAUGGAGUUUUCCUUCGAUGUAUCGCAAACGCCCCUGAUAGGACGCAAAUUGCUGCUAAAAUCCGACAACGAAUCAAACGCACCGUCCGGCGCUGGCGGUGCCCUAAUCGGUGCGAAAGGUUUCAACGGUUCGAGCAAUGUUACCGCGACGGGGACGCAUUACGGACACGCGGGUACACCAAACUCACCGCGCCGAAGUGCCAGUCUUUCACCGGCCGAUACUGCACCACUGAGCGGAUGGAAACGGCCAUGGAUGUCACAGGGACGCGUGCGGGAAUGUUUGGUAAAUCUGCUAACAACAUGCGGACAACGUGUCGGUUUACCCAAGAGCCCUUCGGAUGAUAUCAUAAGCUCAUUGUAUUCCAAGGUCAUCUUCAGCCAAUCGUCCGAUCUGCUCGAGCGCCAAUCGUCUGCCGCAUCCAGCACGGACGAGACGUCCGGUGCCCAGCAGGAUUUGAGCGGUGGUUCGAAGCGGGACGACGGUGCACCGGACUUUGGUGUGUUCAAGGACUUUGAUUUCCUCGAGUACGAAAGCGAAAGCAUCGAGGGCGAAUCGACGGAUAACUUCAACUGGGGCGUGCGACGCCGCCCACUGUCCGAGGGCGAAAACGAACCACACUCACUGUCCGCCGGUGGCGGUGGUGGUACCAGUGGUGGUGGUGGUGGCGGUAGUGGUGUCGGCAGCGGCAGCGGUUUGCGUACAUCACACCCAAACAUUGACGAGAGUCUGAGCGAGAAAACGCCGGUCUUCAAUCGCCGCAAGCGUCCCAACGCGGACGAUUCGUCGGACGAGGAAGUUGAGUCGGAAUCGCCGCUGGACGAGGAACCGCGCCCAAUCUUCUCGAAGGCGGCCUACCUGAGCGGACCACCGACGAGCCUGAGCCUGCGGGAACGGCGCCAUCGGCGGGAUUCGGUGUCGCGUAGCGAUACGAGCGGUUCGAGCGCAGGCGACCUCGGUGACAUCACGCCGUGCAAUGCGUCCCCGCAUCUGCCGGGCAUGCACCCGUUCCGUACCGGGCCGAUACGGGACGAAAGUGUCGAUGUGUGGCGCCGCAAUCUGGUGGCACUGCUCGUGAACCAACCGUCGUCCCACGCGCCCGACCUGCUCAAUCAAAUGUUCCGCCUGAUGAAGGAGCUGACGCUGCGCUCCAUUUCGAUUUCGAAGGAGUGUAUGCGGUAUUUCACCGGGUGUGGAGUGCAGCUCGGCCACCGUAUUUCGGUGCUGUCCGAUCUGCUGGCAACGCGCGGUGAUCCACCGAAAAUUUGGUACCACCAAAGCCUCGCGACCACACCGCGGCUCUUCGAGAACCUGCGGUACGGUGUGCUGGAGGUGCAGGAGCACCUGGAGACGUUCUUCGACCGUAAGGAAACGGUGCUGGACAGCUUGGACGAGGUAAAGGCGUCCUGCAAGUUGGCCCUCUUCACGUCGGACAUUGAUUCGGCGAACGAAGGCACCGGUGGUUCCAGCACAGUCGUGUCCCUUUCCACCUCGACCGAUCCAGCCACGGCCGAGCUGCUGCUCGAUCUGGGCCGUGGACUGUACAAGCUGAUGUUCCAGUUGCUGCUUCUGAUUGAGUCGGACCAUAAAAUAGCUAUCAGCGUGGUGCAGAACCUGCGCCAGAACGAACAAAUGCAGGACCUUUCCAACCUGUACAUGUCCGUCCGUGGUGCCCUGCUGCGCUGCAUCGACGAUGCGGAGAUGGAAUCACUCGACACAUCCACGUCGACCGAGGGUGAAAACACACCAACGCCUUCCCCGGGAUUGCCAAUGAAUAACAGCGAGUUCGAGAACAUACUGGUGGAGCUAAUCGACAACCAGCGGUGGUCGGCAGCGAUAAAUCACGUUAAACAGCACAAACAAAUGUCGAACCAUUCUGCAUCGAAUUACAAUCUGCCCGGUGCUGGUGGUGGUGGUGGUGGUGGUGGUACCGUGUUCACCUCAGGCAGCAACACCGGUGUGGUGGCGUGCGGUGGAGGUGACGGCCUGUUCAGCAAUCUUGGCACGGAAUUUAAAACCAUCGAUGAUUUAUCGAUCAUACUGAAUGUUUACGCCCAUCGGCUGACGAAGGAUAGAAACGAUGUGUUCAUUGUGUCCCGGUCCGAGUUUGAGCUCGGUGAAAUCUAUCAAAUUCUGAUGGAAAACUUGCUGCACGUUUCGUCCGCGCUGUCCAACAUGGAAAUCAGCAUGAAGGCCAACACCAGUUCCAGCUCCUCGACGGUAACAACGAUGACGACAAUCCCGGCCGUACAUGGCCCACCGGGUGGAAGCGGCAGCGGGCAAGGCAAUGGUGCGCAGGGGAACUCAGCAGCGGGCUCGUUAAUCAGUACCGCACAAGGCGCUAAUCAGCUCAUACCAAGGCCACCGCCACCGGUACUGGCCCCGACGAACCCAUUCAAAGAUACGGUAGACAUCAUCACGACACUGUAA
Anopheles marshallii is the source of this 10623-nucleotide messenger RNA. RefSeq names its product protein furry (gene fry). Gene Ontology annotation, cellular component: site of polarized growth; cell cortex. Lineage: Eukaryota; Metazoa; Arthropoda; Insecta; Diptera; Culicidae. The record is from RefSeq and is a predicted model, not a curated record. The transcript has 25 exons. The coding region runs from base 34 to 10623 and encodes 3529 amino acids. Gene Ontology annotation, biological process: neuron projection development; cell morphogenesis.